AGAAGACUGAAGUCACGAACCGGAAUUCUUUUCAUUUCACUUCCAUGUUUCAAUUUCCUCCAAAUUUUUUUCCUCUCCUCCUCUCCCACGCUGCUCCCUCCCCCUGCUCACCUUCGGCCUCCGCCCACUACCACCCACCAGCAACCGCUGUCAACCGGCACCACCGUGCGCCGUGCACUUCCUUUUGGUCAGAGGGCAGAUUGCGCUGUACACCGACUCCCAAAAGCACCGUGCGACGCCGAGCCCACAGCCAACCGUACACGACCGGCAAACUACCUCACGCUGACUGACAACGAACCACCGUCUCCCUGAAGGCUCCCAUUCUUGUACCAACCUGCAAGGCCAGGGGAUCCAACCAACCACGCCCACGGCCACUUGCAGCCUUUAAGCCUAAGAUGAAUAACACGAAGAAUGUCUUGGAUUCAUGAUUUUGGGAAUAAUCAGCUAAUACUUCGUGCGGGUGCAACCAUGUCUGAUGCAGAUAAAAGGGCCCCAAACAAACCCUCUUCAUCACCUCAGAUUCGCUGGUCAUGAACUCCUUAAGAUGCUUUGCGAAGCACCCCAUCAUUUCUCUGAUAGAAUCGGACACCACGCUCAAAGAGCUGAAGCAAAUCCACACCCAACUGCUACUAAACGGUCUUCUUAACGACCCUCACCCCCUGGGCCAAUUCGUAGCCACCGCAGCCCUCAAAAACCCUGACAAUCUUGAUUAUUCCAAUCAAGUCCUGGACCAAUGUGAGAACCCUACCCUCUUCGCCUUAAACUCUAUGAUUAGAGCCCACUGCAAAAGCUCAAACCCUCAAAAGAGUUUUCUCUUCUACAACAGAAUUCUCCACUCUACUAACAAUGUCUCACCCGAUAACUACACCUUCAAUUUCUUGGUUCGUACGUGCGCGCAGCUCGUGGCGAGCGAGACGGGUCCGUCUGUACAUGGCGCGCUAAUUAAACAUGGGUUUCACCACGACCCGCAUGUUCAAAGUGGGUUAAUUUUCAUGUACGCUGAAUUGGGUUGCUUGAGCUCAUGUCAUCGGGUGUUCGGAGAAAUUCCUGAGCCGGAUUUAGUGUGUCAGACGGCUAUGGUGAGCGCUUGUGCGAAAUGCGGUGAUGUUGGUUUUGCAAGGGAGCUGUUUGAUGUAAUGCCUCAAAGGGAUCCCAUUGCGUGGAAUGCGAUGAUUGCAGGGUAUGCGCAGAGUGGGAAGUCAAGGGAGGCAUUGGAUUUAUUCAAUUUGAUGCAAAUGAUGGGUGUGAGGGUCAAUGAGGUGUCUAUGGUUUCGGUUUUAUCCGCGUGUACCCACUUAGGUGCAUUGGAUCAAGGGAGAUGGGCACACACAUAUAUAGAGAGAAACAAGCUAAGGGUGACAGUGACGCUGGGGACUGCACUGAUUGACAUGUAUGCGAAAUGUGGAAACGUAAAUAAGGCCAUGGAAGUUUUCUGGGGAAUGAAGGAAAAAAAUGUGUAUACUUGGACUAGUGUCAUGGGUGGGCUAGCUAUGAAUGGAUUUGGUGAGAAGUGCCUCAAACUUUUUUCCCUCAUGAAACAAGAAGGGGUUCAGCCCAAUGAGGUCACUUUUGUUUCUGUUCUUAGAGGUUGUAGUGUGGUUGGACUGGUUAAAGAAGGUCGUGAGCAUUUUGAGUCAAUGAGCAAAGUGUAUGGUAUUGAGCCUCAGCUCGAGCAUUAUGGAUGCAUGGUGGAUUUAUAUGGUCGAGCUGGCCGCUUACAUGAAGCCUUAAACUUCAUAAAUAACAUGCCUGUGAAGCCUCAUUCUGGUGCUUGGGGAGCUUUGCUAAAUGCUUGUAGAAUGCAUAAAAAUAUGGAACUGGGUGAACUUGCCUCAAGAAAGAUAGUGGAGCUGGAGGCCAAGAAUCAUGGUGCUUACGUGCUCCUGUCGAAUAUGUAUGCUGAUUCCAAGAACUGGGAAGGGGUUAGUAGUGUGCGAGAGAUUAUGAAAGCCAAAGGUGUGAGAAAGCUCCCUGGUUGUAGUGUUAUAGAGGUUGAUGGUGAAGUUCAUGAGUUCAUUGUUGGGGAUAAGACCCACCCUAGGCAUGACGAAAUUGAGAUGAUGUUGGCAGAGAUCUCGAAGCGGCUGAAACUAUCAGGUUAUGUGGCUAACACCAACCCUGUGCUGUUUGAUAUAGAAGAGGAAGAGAAAGAGGAUGCUUUGUAUAAACAUAGUGAGAAGGUAGCGAUUGCUUAUGGUUUGAUCACUUUGAAGGAAGGUGUGCCCAUUAGGAUUGUCAAGAACCUUAGGGUUUGUUGGGAUUGUCAUGAAGUAACAAAAAUGAUAUCUAAAACUUUUGACAGAGAGAUUAUUGUGAGAGACAGGAAUAGGUUUCACCAUUUUAAAGACGGUGACUGUUCUUGUAAGGGUUAUUGGUGAAAUACCUCACUCACCUUCCUGUUCAUUUGUUCAAAGGUAUUUUAUUUAUUCUGUGACUGUCAUGUCGUUUGUGAUUUUUGUUUUGCCCAACUUCAUAAAUCAAAAGAGAUCGAUAAUGUACUCACCUUUAAAGAUUGAUAAAUUCUUUACUUCUAUUCUUACUGA
Alnus glutinosa is the source of this 2543-nucleotide messenger RNA. RefSeq names its product putative pentatricopeptide repeat-containing protein At5g40405. The record is from RefSeq and is a predicted model, not a curated record. Lineage: Eukaryota; Viridiplantae; Streptophyta; Magnoliopsida; Fagales; Betulaceae. Gene Ontology annotation, molecular function: zinc ion binding; protein binding; RNA binding. The transcript has 3 exons. Gene Ontology annotation, biological process: RNA modification. Bases 531 to 2378 code for a protein of 615 amino acids.